This is a messenger RNA of Podospora anserina S mat+, 2880 nucleotides long. RefSeq lists its product as uncharacterized. The transcript is spliced from 5 exons. Gene Ontology annotation, molecular function: heme binding; FMN binding; oxidoreductase activity, acting on paired donors, with incorporation or reduction of molecular oxygen. Bases 1 to 2880 code for a protein of 959 amino acids. The record is from RefSeq and is a predicted model, not a curated record. Gene Ontology annotation, cellular component: cytosol. NCBI's taxonomy places the organism in Eukaryota, Fungi, Ascomycota, Sordariomycetes, Sordariales, Podosporaceae.
AUGAAGUGGGACAGAUUUGGCCCAGAUCACGAAAUCGAAUGCAUCGACGACAUGGCGAGACUGGCAUUCGACACCGUUGGGCUCUGUGCUUUCGGUUACCGGUUCAACGAGUUCUACACUGCGGAUCAUCACCCUUUCAUGACCCAGCUCAAGGAAGCCAUUGUCGAAUCGGGGAGGCGAGCGAAUAGGCCAGAGAUCCUCAAUCAGUUCUACUACAAAGAGGAACAGCACCGUCAGGAGAAUAUCGCCAAGAUGAAGGAGCUGUGCAAGAAGAUCAUCCAAGACCGGAUUGACAACCCAAAGUCAGAGGCAAAUGAUCUGCUCAAUCUGAUGAUCCACGGCGUUGAUAGGGAGACGGGAGAGAAGCUCACGCGAGAGAAUAUCGAGUACCAGAUCCCAACCUUCCUAGGCGCUGGAUACGAGACAACCUCGGCAACCUUGAGCUUUAUCUACUACCUUUUGUGUACGUACCCGGAGACCAUGGCCAAGGCCCAGCAGGAGGUGGACGAGGUUGUCGGUGACAAGGUUCUCACAUACGAGAUGCUGCCCAAGUUGAAAUACCUCGAUGCGUGCAUCAAGGAAGCGUUACGUAUCCAGCACCCCAGCAGUUUGCUCACGAGGUUUGCAGUCAAGGAUACAGUCUUGGGAGGAAAGUACUUUGUCAGAAAGGGUCAGAUGGUGUCGGGCGUCUGGAGGCAUUUCCAUAGAGACCCCGUCGUCUGGGGUGCUGAUUCAGAUGAGUUCAAACCGGAAAGGAUGCUGGACAGGAAUUUCCAGGCGUUACCACCUAAUUCCUGGAAGCCGGUGAGUCGGAGCCAUGUUCCCGGUAACGGUACAAUACUGACAUUACAACCUUUUCAGUUCGGCGAUGGUCAGCGAGCGUGCAUUGGACGUGGAUUUGCGGAGCAAGAAAUUCUCAUUAAUGUAGCCAUGGUCCUACAAAGAUUUGACGUUGAAAAGGCAGACCCCAACUACAUUUUGGAGCUCAAAGGUCAAAUGGCUUUGAAAUGUAUUGACUUCAAGAUACGAGCGAAAAGGCGGUCAGGAAAAUCUUCCUUGAGUGGUAUCCCUGGCGGCGGCUCCCAGCCAAAGACGGCUGCCACCAAGACAAGACAAAACGUUACACCACAAACCGACAGCAACACUCCCAAAAAAUCCAUCACCGUUUUGUUUGGCGGCAACAUGGGGACCGCCGAGAGUCUGAUGCAAUCGCUUUCGCGCAUCGCCCCCGACUUUGGGCUCGCGGUUGACGAUGUGAGGACGCUGGACUCUGCCACUGACAGUCUGCCCACGGAUCGGCCCUGUAUCAUCAUCACACCCUCCUACGACGGACGACCUCCGGAUAACGCCAAGAAGUUUGUCAAGUGGCUUGAGCAACUUUCUAGCAAUGGCACCAAGCUCUCAGGCGUCAAAUAUGCUGUUUUCGCAUUAGGUAAUUCCGAUUGGGUGAAUACCUUCUACAAGAUUCCUAAGCUCAUUGACUACACGCUUGAGAGCCUCGGUGCCGAGCGCCUCGUCGAAACAGGUUAUGGAAACGUGAAGCAAGACCUUGUUGGACCGUGGGAAACCUGGGAAGAAGAGCUGUGCUUGGCCCUCUCAGGAGUGUCGGCUGGCAAAGCCCACAAGGCACAGGCAGGCGUCGAAGUGAGCAUCGAACGCCAUAACCUCAAGACUCUUCCCAGAGUUCUAGGCGGUGAUCAAAUGGGCGUUGGGACCAUUGCCGCCAUUCGCCAACUGGCUGAUACCUCGGUGGGACCAGCGAAAUACCACGUCGACGUCCGUCUUCCUCCUGGCUGCCACUACCGAGCGGGAGACUACCUCGUUGUUCAAGGCCGCAACUCCACCGAAUCCGUUCACCGAACCAUUGCCCGUUUCAGUCUCAGCCCAGCAGACACCAUGACAGUUCAAUCCUCCAAGAAGGAUUUCCUACCAUCCCAACCAAUGGCAAUAGAGCACUUUUUAAGACAACGUGUCGAGCUCGCCGCACCCAUCACCAAACGCCAGCUCCUCACGCUCUCCCUCCACGCGGAAGAUUCCUCCCCGGAGAAAGCCCAUCUUCUCAACCUCACCCAGGACUCCGCCUAUGAAGACCUGCUCACAAACCGGCACUCUGUCCUCGAUGUUCUCAGCACUAUCCCUACCUUGGCCCUCCCUUUUGGAGUCUUUAUCGAUCUCCUCCCUCCCCUUGCACCGAGGGUGUACAGCAUUUCGUCAUCUCCCCUCUCCCCGUCCUCGGGAACACUCCAGUCUGGCCUCGUCGCAUCCAUCACGUUUGACCUGUUCCAAUCCCCUGCCUUGAGCAGUCACGGAACAUUCAACGGCGUCGCCUCAUCCUACCUCUCCUCCCGCAAGAUAGGGGAUGAGAUAUCUUGUCUUGUCCGUCCCACAACACUGCCGUUUCAGCUCCCAAAAGACAUCUCCAAACCAAUCGCCAUGGUUGCGGCAGGCAGCGGGAUUGCCCCCAUGAGGGGUCUUCUCCAAGAGCGAGCCGAGCUGAUGAAGCAAGGUGGGGAGUUCGGCGAGGCGGUCCUCUUCUUUGGGUGUAGGGAUGAGGAAAAGGAUUAUUUGUACAAGGAGGAGCUGGAAAGGUGGGAGAGAGGGGGGGUGGUCAGGGUCGUGCCGUGUUUUUCUCGGCCGGGGGGGAAGAAGGGGAGGUAUGUCACUGAUGCUUUGUGGGAAGAACGGGAUAGGAUGUGGGAAGUGGUUGAGAAGGGGGGCAGGAUUUUCACUUGUGGGAGUGCUGCUAGACUUGGGAGGAGUGCUGGGGAGGUUUGGAGGAGGAUUUGGGAGGAGAAGUCGGGACAGGGGGGGGAGAGAGAGGGAGAGGAGUGGUUGGAGGGGAUCAAGGGAGAUGGGAGGUAUGUUUGUGAUGUUUACUGA